Molecule: messenger RNA, 267 nt
Organism: Lymnaea stagnalis (great pond snail)
Lineage: Eukaryota; Metazoa; Mollusca; Gastropoda; Lymnaeidae
Source: the annotation of a GenBank genome assembly
AAAAAAGAUGACGAGGACGUGAAAGCUAUGCUACUCGGUAACAAUACUGUUAGCAGAAGAAUAGACGAAAUGAGUAAAGAUAUUGAAAUACAACUUGUUGAAAAGCUGAAAACAAGAAAAUUCUCAGAGCAAAUGGAUUAAUCAACUAUCAGAGGCAGUGAGGCUGUAUUGAUAGAUUACAUAAGAUAUAUUGAUUAAGGGUGUUUUGCUGAAGAAUCGUUGUUCUGUAAAUCAUUAGAAAGCACCACUGCCGCCAAAGAUAUAUAU